GUUGAGUUGGCCGACAGCAUGCAGACUUUGCUACGUGGUAACAGUCUAUCAAGCAAAAUCAUGAACUUUAUCUUUAAGCAAUAUGGCCAAGAUUAUCUACAAGCGGUAUUGGGGCCGGCUCUCAUGGAAUUGGUCCGUCGUGAUGCCGGAGGAAAUGGAGGCAAUAGCAGCAACGUCCUGCCUCUCGUUUUGCCACAGUAUGGUAGUACUUGUAUCACAAACUUCAUCGUCGCUACUGAAUCGAGCUUGGGCUCUAAAUCGGAAUCUACUGCAACGACUACUGUUCAUGGAGGCGAAAAUAGUGCAAAAACUGGUAUCAGCAGUAGCAGUACUGCAGCUUUGUCCGCAGGAAUCAAUACUUAUGGUGAAGGUACUCAUAGCUUCUCUGUCAGCGCUCCAGGCUUUGAGAUAAAGCAUGAGGCAGGGUGCACUCUAAAUUUGAGUGCCGAUGAUCUUGCUGUGGGCAGCGAUCUCCUAACAUAUGGAGAAGCUCUGCCAGGUGUCGGAGGAUGUGGUUUCGGAAGCAGCGUUUGCUCCAGUAACACAACUACGUUGCAGUCCAGCAUCACGGGCGUGUCUACUAUAACCUUUAGCAAUACCGGAACAGGUGCUAGCAUCAACGUUGGGUCCAAUACUCCAACGGCAAUGGCAAAGCCUGUCGUUAUGCAUCGACCCUCCUAUGAAGUUGAUCCGACGCGUCUGGAGCCUAAUGAGAAUCUGGAGGAGAAUCAAAACAAUCUGGUUUACGCAACGGAGCUAGUCUACUCUCGUCUUAUCUCCUCUGUGGACAGUUUUCCCCGCCGACUUCGGUGCAUGUGUAACUGCCUAUACAAGUUGAUAAGCCAGCGUUUCCAGGGCAGCCAUCCAGAUCAUAUUAUAACCGUACUUUCUACUAUCGUUUUCCUACGCUUUAUCAACCCAGCUGUGGUAUCGCCUUGUGAAAGUGGCCUACUUGACUUUGAGCCUCCAGUCCGUGUCAAGCGCGGUCUUACUUUGCUCGGAAAAAUGAUGCAAAAUAUUGCCAAUCAGCUCUUCUUCACUAAGGAACCAUAUAUGCGUAUCUUUGAUUCUGUCCUUCAGCGUCAUUUCGAUUCCUGCCGACAUUUCUUCCAUGUAAGCUGA
Protopolystoma xenopodis is the source of this 1122-nucleotide messenger RNA. The record is from the annotation of a GenBank genome assembly. NCBI's taxonomy places the organism in Eukaryota, Metazoa, Platyhelminthes, Monogenea, Polystomatidea, Polystomatidae.